This is a messenger RNA of Aspergillus viridinutans, 1809 nucleotides long. RefSeq lists its product as uncharacterized. The transcript is spliced from 3 exons. The coding region runs from base 1 to 1809 and encodes 602 amino acids. Gene Ontology annotation, biological process: protein phosphorylation. The record is from RefSeq and is a predicted model, not a curated record. NCBI's taxonomy places the organism in Eukaryota, Fungi, Ascomycota, Eurotiomycetes, Eurotiales, Aspergillaceae. Gene Ontology annotation, molecular function: protein kinase activity; ATP binding; protein binding.
AUGACCGACCUCUCUGCCUACGACGAAAUCCUUAAUUCCCUAGAGGAAGACAGCUACAACACCAUCAACAGCAGCGAUCUCUCUCCAUCGCUUCAAGCCUGGUCCAACACCACAGACACCGACGAGUUCGACCUGAGCAGCCUCAACCUCUCCUCUAACUCAUCCUCAUGGAUCAACCCCCUAGAAUCCGCUAUAACAGCCACCCGCAACGGCUCGUCGCCCGUCCUCAGCACCCUCUCGCAGUUCACAGCCCUCCUCGCCCAAACAGGAAUCCACGGCCCCCGGAUCCUAAAAGCCCUCAAUCUGUCCACCCGAGGAACCAAAAUCGGCGCAGGCAACCAGUUCACUGUCUUCACCGACCCCAUCUACGAAGGCCAGGUCAUAAAGCGCGUCAAUGUCCCGCUCUCCAGUAAAGCCGAGCAGCGCUUCGCAGCCAGCACGGACUACCGCCUGCAGCUGCGCACGUUGGGACUGGAGGUCCUCUCGCUAUGUAACCCCGUGCUGCACGCGCACCCAAACAUCACCAGUCUGCUGGCGUGGGGUUUCGAUUUCCCAUUUGCGGAUAUGGCGGUGCCGCGCACCGUCGAGGUGAGGUAUCAGCUCUCGCUGGACGUCGCGAAUGGGCUGGAGGCGCUGCAUAAUCUGAGGAUCGUGCAUGGGGACGUGAAGCCGGAUAAUGUGCUUGUGUUUGCGGGUCCGAGUGAGCGCGUGCCCUUCCGGGAGAAGUUGAGUGAUUUUGGGGUCUGUGUGGAUUUGGAGGCGCCGGAUGCGAAGUUCAUGUUGAGUGAUUACCGGGGCACGCAGGCGUGGCUGGCGCCGGAGGUGGAGGAUGGGGAUCUGGGGAGGUUUGGGGGGUUUUCGUCGGAGUUGAUGUUUAGGUUUGACGCGUAUAGCUUUGGGCUGGUGUUGCUGUCUAUCUUUACGGGGAACGGCGAGGCGCCUGUUCUGGAUGAGGAUCCGGAGAAUGUUCCUGAUCAGGUUUUCGAAUUGCUUUAUGGUCAGGAGGACAUUCCGAAGAACAUACGCCUGGAGCUGCGCAAAGCGAUAUCAAAGCUCCUGUCCGAAGAUCCACGGAAACGGCCACUUCCUAGCCCGGAUUUGAUCAAAACCGACAGCCCGGUAUACGCAGCUUGGCUCUCCUCCAUCCAAUUGACACCUACAAACAAGCACGUCGGGAUCAUCGACCCGAUCUAUAACAAGGGUCCCUUGUUCUGGUACCGGCUUGAUGAAACCGUUCGUACAGAGCUGGAAGAGCAAUAUGCCCUGAUGAAAGAGGGCAACGCACCGCCCUUCCCCGGCGAUGUGCUCUUUGGGCUGGCACAGACGGUCACCGGCGCGAAGCCCUCGUACCUCGAUCGGUUGCUGACGUAUCUAGCCGAGGCAGCCAGGGCGGGAUACUCGCCUGCAAGGGCGGUAUAUGCGCAGAUCAUGGCGGCGCAUGGUCAAAAGCUGGAGUUUGCGGAGGAUGUGUUGGAGGAGUGGAUGUUGCAGGCGAUUUCCGAGGGGUAUUUCUUUGCAAGUCCUAGUUACUCGAAGGAGAAGAUCGAGGAAGUACGUCAACAGUUCAGGGCCAAUGGAGGGUUCUGUUCAGAUCCAUUUGUGGGGAAGAAAGAUGUUGUCGAGGCUGCGAGGGACAGGGACGAAGCGCUGAAGUGGGAGAGGAAGAAUGGAAGUAUUGUUGAUCGGAAAGGAAACACGAUCCUACACGCUGCGGCCGCAUUGGGAGCUACUGAUGUCGUUCAAGCGUUACUAGAUGAGGGACAAGUGUCCGUCAAUGUGGAGAAUGAGAAGGGAGAGACGCCGCUGUAG